Strongylocentrotus purpuratus (purple sea urchin) is the source of this 3106-nucleotide messenger RNA. Its product is annotated as glutathione hydrolase 1 proenzyme. The coding region runs from base 128 to 1774 and encodes 548 amino acids. Lineage: Eukaryota; Metazoa; Echinodermata; Echinoidea; Camarodonta; Strongylocentrotidae. The transcript has 11 exons. The record is from RefSeq and is a predicted model, not a curated record. Gene Ontology annotation, cellular component: plasma membrane. Gene Ontology annotation, biological process: glutathione catabolic process. Gene Ontology annotation, molecular function: glutathione gamma-glutamate hydrolase.
AGAGCGGAAGUCAUGGGAGCUGUGCCUUGCGUUCCUCCUCACCCUCGUGUUGCUGUUCGGCGUCAUUGCCUGUUUCGUCUUCCCGUUGGUCAUCAAACCCGGAGACAAGGAGCACAGCACUCAUACUAUGACGCCGACAUCGGGGCCCGAUGUCGGGUACCGGUUCGACCACGGGGCAGUAGCCGCCGAUGCUCAGAUCUGCUCGCAAGUCGGCAGAGACCUUUUGCAAGAUGGCGGGUCGGCAGUAGACGCAGCAAUCGCAGCCAUGCUCUGUAUUGGUGCUGUUCAUCCUUCAAGUGCAGGGAUAGGAGGUGGAUUCUUUAUGACUAUCUACGAGCGAGAGAGCGGUAUGACUCGGGUUAUUGAUGCCAGAGAAAGAGCCCCUUUUGCCGCCAACGAAACCAUGUUCGUCGAACAUCCCGAGCUGUCAUUAGCAGGUGCAUUAAGCAUCGCGACACCGGGUGAACUCCAUGGAUACAAGCAAGCUCACGACCUCUACGGUGUACUGCCAUGGAAUCAACUUUUCCAACCCGCCAUCUUGAUUGCAGAGGAAGGAUACCUGAUCGAUAACACCAUGGCAGCUGAUAUCGUUUAUAACGAAGACUACAUCAGGGCAGAUGAGGGCUUAAGCUCUCUUUUUGUCGACGGUGAUGGUAAUCUGAAGGCGGAGGGUGAUCUGGUUAUGAAUCCUCUACUAGCGGCAACCUUGAGAAGACUUGCUAAUGAAGGGGUUGAUAUAUUCUACACGGGAGACAUUGCUCAAACCCUGGUCGAAGAAACACAGAAUAUAGGAGGUAUCCUCACCCUGGCAGACAUGUCAUCUUACGACGCCCUGGUGAAAGAACCGUUACAGGUCAACGUGUUUGGUGAUCUCACUGCUUUCACAGCCCCACCCCCUUCCAGUGGCGUCGUGGCCCAAAUGAUUAUGAAUAUUAUGGAUGAAUACAGCUAUGCAGCUGAAGAUGUAUCGACGAUGGAGGGAGAAACACUGUUGUAUCAUCGUUUCAUUGAAGCAACAAAGUUUGCCUUUGCCAAGAGGGCGCAGCUUGGAGAUACAGAAUACGAACCGGUUCAAGAUCUGAUUGGGAAUAUGACGUCAGACGAUGUGGCUUCUCUGAUUCGCCAAACUAUCAAUGACGUGAGGGUGACGUACGAUAACGUCACACAAUACGACACGCCCUUUGCAAACACCUUUGAUGAGGGUACGUCACAUCUGUCCGUAAUCGCGCCGAAUGGAGGUGCUGUGGCAAUGACGAGUACAGUCAAUAAUGGAUUUGGAUCGAAGUUCAUGUCGCCGACGACUGGUGUCGUGCUCAACAACCAGAUGGACAGUUUCUCGACUCCGGGACUUCGAAACUCGGACGGCAUCGCGCCAUCUUCUCCAAAUUUUAUCAAGCCUGGAAAACGUCCCAUGUCAUCGAUGAGUCCUACCAUUCUAUUGGCUGAAAACGGUGACGUCAGACUGGCUUUGGGGGCGUCAGGUAGCUCGCGAAUGAUCACUUCAAUCUCAUUGGUUAGCUUGCGAACUCAACGUUUUGAUGAGGACCUUCGUGACGUCAUCAAUCAACGUAGACUCCACCAUCAGUUGUCUCCAAAUUACAUCCAAUAUGAGGAAGGAUUUAGUGAGGAAAUUUUGUCGAGAUUGGAGAACAAAGGCCAUGAAACUUGCCUUCAAACAAGAUAUGCUGUCGUUCAGGCCAUCCUACGCAGUCGCGAGGGCUCCCUCUACGCUUUCUCUGAUCCAAGAAAAGGAGGAAUCGCAGCUGGCUUUUAAGACAUUAUUAUGCACAAAAAUAUAUAUCAAAUCAGUAUUAUGAAGAAGCCGUGCAGCUAAGUAUAGCCAUUGCACUUUGAUAGUAAAAACCGAUUGAGCAGGGUUGCCCUCUUUGUUAAAGAAUAUUAACUUUAGGCAUGGUUGUAUAUUUCCACUUUGUUUUGUUCUUUUAACUCUUUUAUCUUUUCUUUCUUCUUCUUCUUCUUCUUUUCCUCCUUCCAUUUCUUCUUCUUUUCCCUUCUUUCCCGUAUCCUCUUAUAUGAAUUUUCCAUUGUCGCUUUCUACUACUUGUUUCUAUACCUUCCCCCUCUCUGCCUUUACUCUUCCUCGUUAAAUCUCUCCCACUCUUAAUUUCAAUAAGUUACAUUUUGCAAACGGUACUCAUUACUUUUCAGUUUUACUCUCGAUAUUUUCCACCACAUACACUUGCUCCGUUUAUUGCUUACUUCCGUCCUUCUUCUUUCACGUGAUUUCAGUAGAACUAUGUUACUUUAUGCUAUUUAAUUCAGAUUUCUUUCUAAUUUGUGUUUCCAUAUUCUCGUAUUUAUACUGAUUUAUUUUUCAAAUUCAAUAUGUCAUGUUAUGCUAUGUUAUAUAUUAUAUUAUAUGUUAUUCAUUUUGUUUGUAACCUUUUGUAAUUCGGCUAAACGCCGCGAUGACAUUUUUGUUUGAAAUAAACCAUUUUGAAUUGAAUUGAAUUUCACAGCAAAAAUGCUAUACUAGUACAGUAAGCUUUAUGAGAUAACUUGUUUAUGUUUAGCACAAGGCUAAACUGCCGAUAGGUCUGUUUUAAAGCAGAUUCAACGUUGUUGUUUUUGGUAUAAUAAAACCUGUUUGUCUUAAUAAAGAAGGGCUUUAAUCGAAUACUUUUCCAAAGAGUUAACAACAUUCUGGCCCCAUCAGGUCUCAUGAAAUGACUAAAAAUGUUAUAGUCCAUUAUUUAAGACAACUGUUCUGUAUUCAAUAUCAUUUCGCACAGGGUAUAUGAGGCAUAUAGGCCUGUAAAACUUUUCUUCAUUUUACCGAAAUAAAGUUUAAAGAACUUAAAUGUUUUCUGGGAAUAGGUCCAUGCGAUGUUGCACAUUUUUUUUCUUCGGGUGCUAAUGGAAAGGAAUUACAUAUUCUAAAUGGGGUACGCCCGUACGGGUAAAUUAUUGUCCCCCUCCCCUCAUGUACCCGCCACUAGUUGAGUUAUGGAACAUGAUUAUAGGCUUGUUUCAUUUCUUUUAUUUAUUUACUUAUUCUGAAUACAUAUAAUACGAAUCAAUAUUAUACUAAAACAUUAUCAAAUAAAGAAAAUGUAAACUUAUUUCAAAGAGAACUGGCCAGGGC